AGCGAGAAAAAAGGAUGGCUGGCGACUGCCUCUAGGCUACAGACGAGUUGGGGCCUGUACUCGUACUCUCACUCUACGCACUCGCACCGAAAGUUCGGCGAACGUUUAACUUGCUUACUUUUCAAUUUGUUGGCGGCAGCGACACAAAGAUGCGGCAGAUGGGGCAGGAAGCGGGCCACAUGUGCUUACCCGUUACUGUUAUGGGCAGAGCACAUCAUAAUGCAAUGGAAUAACACACAAAGGGGCUUCUAUUCUGGGCUUAGGCCUGGGCAAAUACGGCCAGAGAGCGAUUAGCGCAAAUGUAUGAAGAGCUUUGGCUCUGCUCCCCAGCAGAACAUAGAAGCCACAAAGCCGCAACGACCACUGCCACAGCCACUGCUUCUGCAACUGCUACUGCCACUGCCUCAUCAAAUAUGCAUUAUGUGUGUGCACUGGAGCUGGCAACGACGGGCUGUGUCCUGGCAUUUGGGAUGCAGGGGCAAUCAGGAAAUUAAACCGAAUCAAUAAUUGCAAAGCCUGUUGAAGGUCUGCAAGGAAUUAUGAGCCCUAAUUGAAAUAUACUCGUACAAAUUUUAUAUGGGGAACAUCAUGGCUCCCAACUUUAAAGGUCCCAACUUUAAAAGUCCCAACUACACUGCAUAGGAUAAACAUAGAUACUGGGAUAUGCGAUAUACCACUAUUUCAGAAUUGGGACAAAAACGCCAUCUGGCGUCUAUCACUCUAGAGAGAAAGCUCUCACUUCGAACUGUUACGCUGCCUAACAGGGGGAUUCUCGAAAGGCUACCAGCGAAAGGAACAGGGAGGGUAACAUGGAUUCCAGUUAACAGAGAAGAACCACCAUUGGAACAAUCGAAUGGAGAAAAGUUACCGGGUGGGGAAUCGCUUGUCUGCGAGUCGCUUACGUCUCCAUCCCAUCCCAUGUCGUCGGCGUCUCCAUGGCAAAGAGCAGUGGAACACUGACCAAAACACUGCAUUUGCUUGCGUUGCCCAUGACGACUCCGUGGCACAAUCAGCUGGCCGCCGCCUGUGGCAUGUAAACAAACAGAAACUGAAAUCCGCAUUAAUCAACGGGAACUCGGAGCGAAAGUUUAUUUGAAACAGUAAAAAUAAUCAAACAAAUCAGAGCUGGUGGUCGGUAUGGCCAUGUCCUAGAUGGGUGUGCUAUGCGCCAAGCUGCGCCGCUACUUCUGCUCCUCCUGCUGCUGUUUUAGGGCCUUGCCGCCGCCUGAGGAGUUCCAGGUGCUGCUUCUGGGGCCCGCUGGCAGUGGAAAGACGGAGCUGGGCCACCGGGUGAGCGGUCGAGAGCGCGGCGGGGACGAUCUGGAUCCCACUAACGGAGUGCGAUGCUACCGCUUGGAGUCGGCGGCUUUACAGCGCGAGGAUAUCGCUGUGGAUCUGCAGCUCACCGAGGUCGGUGGCAAUGCGGAAAUGCAGCGCCUCUGGAAGCACUACUACGCUGCCAGUCAUGCACUGAUCUACUGCUUCGAUCUUGGCUCGGGCAUGGAGGAGCUGGAGGACACGUUCGCGCUGCUGCGCAAGUGCCUUCAGGGCACGGCUCUGGACGGAAAGCCUGUGCUGCUGGUGGCCAAGCGACACCGCGACGGAGUGCAACUGUACGACGUGGAGCACUCCUUUGGCCUGGACCAGCUGGCUCGCACCUGCGGCUGCCCCCUUCACAUCUGCCACAUGGACGACGCCAGGGAUCUGGGACACGGCAUUGUUUGGCUGUGCCGCCAGCUAGUGGCACGGCGUCCCAUGCUCGAGCAGCGCGUCCGCUACGACGUCAACAUGCAGGUCUGGCACCGACGCAAGAAGUCACUCCUCUCCAGAAGCAAGAUGGCGCAAGUGCAUCGCGGCCGAUUCCGUCGCCCAAACAGAAAGCUCUGGCCUACAGUCAAUAGUGUUAAUCACACAACGGUGCGUCCCAGUACGGCGCCGCCGACAAUUUUCUUAGUUCGCUCGCGACAAGAGGCAGCGCCAAAUCCGGAGCAAGCAGCGUCUUAGCUUUCUGUCACGUGUCCGCGUCCGACGUGCCAAAAGCAUUUUGUUACCAGAGGCCUUACGUUUUUAUUUAUAGGAUUUAAGCAGUAUUUUAUAGUUAAGGUUUAAGUAAAAAUGUUAUGGUUUUUUCUGCGGGUAAUUUCGCGCUUUUUCCCAUUUUAAAGCCGGUUAUCUCUCCGCUUAUCGCAAAAAGAGGCACAUUGACUGUCCAAUCGCAAUAUUUCGUAGUCCGGUUUUCGCAAAUCGCGAUUUCUAAAAUGAUACACAAAUUUUAAUGUGCGAAAAAAAAACUAUAAAGAUAUUUGCUGAUGUUUAAGUUUA
Messenger RNA from Drosophila pseudoobscura, 2322 nucleotides. Its product is annotated as ADP-ribosylation factor-like protein 3. Gene Ontology annotation, cellular component: microtubule cytoskeleton; cytoplasm. Gene Ontology annotation, molecular function: GTP binding; GTPase activity. NCBI's taxonomy places the organism in Eukaryota, Metazoa, Arthropoda, Insecta, Diptera, Drosophilidae. Gene Ontology annotation, biological process: cilium assembly. The record is from RefSeq and is a predicted model, not a curated record. The transcript is spliced from 3 exons. Bases 1153 to 2004 code for a protein of 283 amino acids.